Messenger RNA from Vollenhovia emeryi, 973 nucleotides. RefSeq lists its product as uncharacterized. The transcript is spliced from 4 exons. The record is from RefSeq and is a predicted model, not a curated record. Lineage: Eukaryota; Metazoa; Arthropoda; Insecta; Hymenoptera; Formicidae. Bases 62 to 676 code for a protein of 204 amino acids.
AUAUACUGUAAACUUUUGUACUGUAUUUGUGCGCUGAGUGAAAGAACGAUUGCUUCAGCUUAUGACGUUGAGAGAAUUGGCCGAGAAGUCCGACCAGGAAGUGAAGUACUGGAAGAGUCAAAAGUCGAAGUUGUUCGAGAGUAAUUGCAACAUCGAGGCGAAUUUGGACAAGCUGUCGCAAAAGGUGACCAAAGUCGAGGAAAAGAUAUCGGAGAACACGAGGACCCACAUCGCGAAGAAGCAGGAGCUGAAGGAUCUGCAAAGCACGCGAACGAAUUUAUCGCACAAGCAAUGGAAUGACUGUUUGUCGGAAACGGGAAGAUACGCAAAUGACUUUUCUGAGUGGAUAACGAACUACUCUAGAAAUGUUUUGAUGAAGGAGAUUGAGAGCCAUCGGAAGGACUGUAGUAAAGUUAGCGAAGAACUGGCGGUUUUAGAACAAGAAGUGAACGAUAUGAGAGAAAAGUACGACUUGGGCUAUACCGAAGCUAACGUGGACGAUGACGACCUGUCGAACCUUGAUAGUGCAAUAUUCGACGUCAGAUCGUGCAAUAAUAAUCUAAUGAAGAACGUCAAACUGGAGGAGGACACGUUAAACAAGCUACAGAGUAAAAUAAAGCAGAGCAACAUCGCCCUUCACGAGUCUAAGGCGAAGAAACAGACUAAUAUGUUCUAAUAUAAUCGAUUUCCUCCUUUAAAUUGAAUAGAAAUGGAUUUAAACGUUGUGACAAAAUAUAAAUUAAAUAUGCAAUUGUCGUAUAAAAAUUAAUGCAUAAUUCGCGAUGACUCGCGAUAACUUUUUAAAAUAUUGUACAUGUUAAGUUGUUUUUAAGUAAUUUGAGUUAACAAGUUGAUUUCAGUAUCGAUACAUAUGUACUCGUAUAUUAAUUAUAAAGAUGAUCUAAUUUAAUUUAUUGUAUAAUUGGACAUAAGUUGUAUAAUUUAGUUAAUUGUAUAAUUGAGUAAAAAAAAA